AUGGGAGCACAAUCGAAACCCGAAAUUUCGCCCUGGGCACGCGCAUCGGCAGGAGCUACGGGAGCGGUCCUUGCGAACGCCUUGGUGUACCCUCUGGAUAUUGUUAAGACCAGGCUUCAGGUGCAAGUCCGCCAAGACAAGGCUUCCUCCGACUCGGACAGCCCGCAUUACACGUCGACUUGGGAUGCAAUUUCGCGGAUUGUGGCAGACGAUGGAAUCCAAGGCUUGUAUACGGGUAUAAAUGGCUCCCUUAUCGGCGUUGCAUCAACAAACUUUGCAUACUUUUACUGGUAUACUGUCGCCAGGUCUUUGUAUGUGAAAACAAACAAGGUUCCUGGUCCGCCACCGUCGAUGGCCGUGGAACUCGCUCUCGGGGCUGUUGCCGGUGCCCUCGCGCAACUCUUUACAAUUCCUGUGGCUGUAGUAACAACGCGCCAGCAAACUGCGCGAGCCGACGAGCGAAAGAGCCUCCUAGCCACAGCCCGCGAGGUUAUUGAGGGGCCAGACGGCGUGUCCGGAUUAUGGCGCGGCCUCAAGGCCAGCUUGGUGCUUGUCGUCAACCCUGCCAUCACAUACGGAGCAUACGAACGACUCAGGACCGUUUUCUUCAACGGAAAAUCCUCAUUGCGACCAUGGGAGGCGUUCUUAUUGGGGGCUCUAUCAAAGGCCCUGGCGACUAUCGCCACCCAGCCUCUAAUUGUCGCCAAGGUUGGUCUGCAAUCAAAGCCUCCACCGGCGAGGAAAGGCAAGCCGUUCAAGAGUUUUGUUGAAGUUAUGCAGUUCAUCAUAGAGAAUGAAGGACUUUUGUCGCUGUUCAAAGGCAUUGGACCCCAGAUCUUCAAGGGAUUUCUCGUCCAGGGCAUCCUGAUGAUGACAAAAGAGAGGGUCGAGCUCUUGUUCGUCUUAUUCCUUCGGUACUUGCAAUCUGUGCGAUCAAAUCAGUUGCGCAAGGCUUCGGAUAUUGCAUCGGCGGCGGCGCGACGCAGCUCUCUUGAUUUUUCGAAGCCACUUGUAACCUCAUGA
Metarhizium album ARSEF 1941 is the source of this 1023-nucleotide messenger RNA. RefSeq names its product Mitochondrial carrier domain protein. Gene Ontology annotation, biological process: transmembrane transport. The record is from RefSeq and is a predicted model, not a curated record. NCBI's taxonomy places the organism in Eukaryota, Fungi, Ascomycota, Sordariomycetes, Hypocreales, Clavicipitaceae. The transcript has 4 exons. The coding region runs from base 1 to 1023 and encodes 340 amino acids.